AUGAAUUCCACCGCCGUGGUUCGCGCUACCGCGGCGGUGAAGCUCCCGACCCCGCGUUCCCACCACGCCGGAACUAGUUGCACGGCCUCCACAGUCGUCGAGAAUCUGGCGAUUGACUGCCGGAAUCUCAGCUACUCUGUUCAAACCCGGCAAGGAAAGCUCGUUCCGAUUCUCAAAGACUGCUCGCUCAGCAUCCCCACCGGACAGUUCUGGAUGCUCCUCGGCCCCAACGGCUGCGGAAAAUCCACCCUCCUGAAGAUUUUGGGUGGCUUCUUGAAUCCAAGCGGUGGAUAUUUGCGUGUGAAGAAGCCGAGGAGUUUUGUGUUUCAGAACCCUGAUCAUCAGGUUGUUAUGCCCACGGUGGAGGCAGAUGUGGCAUUUGGCCUUGGCAAACUCAAUUUAACAAAAGAUGAGGUUACUUCUCGAGUGGCUAAAGCAUUGGAAGCUGUAGGGAUGUACGAAUAUUUACAAAGACAAAUUCAAACUCUUAGUGGUGGUCAGAAACAAAGGGUCGCCAUAGCUGGGGCUCUAGCAGAAGCAUGCCAAUUAUUGUUACUAGAUGAACUUACGUCAUUUUUGGAUGAAAAUGAUCAGGUCGGGGUUUUACGAGCUGUUAAAAGCUCUCUGGCUAGUUCCUCUGGAGCCACAGCACUAUGGGUUACCCAUCGUCUGGAAGAACUUGAAUAUGCAGAUGGUGCUGUCUACAUGGAUGACGGCAAGGUUGUUUUGCAAGGAGAUGCUUCAACCAUAUUGAAAUUUGUUGAGGCUCAGCAAACGUCUUACUUGAACAAAGUCAAUAUAUUACGGUACUCCUGUGUGGGCAUAAAGAAGGAAAAUUUUGACGAGCCUUUUGGUUGUGUUCAAAAGCAGCUGUGA
This is a messenger RNA of Striga hermonthica, 876 nucleotides long. The record is from the annotation of a GenBank genome assembly. Lineage: Eukaryota; Viridiplantae; Streptophyta; Magnoliopsida; Lamiales; Orobanchaceae.